Molecule: messenger RNA, 7969 nt
Organism: Megalobrama amblycephala (Wuchang bream)
Lineage: Eukaryota; Metazoa; Chordata; Actinopteri; Cypriniformes; Xenocyprididae
Product: NACHT, LRR and PYD domains-containing protein 12-like
Exons: 9
Coding region: 4977-7829 (950 amino acids)
Molecular function (GO): protein binding
Source: RefSeq, a predicted model, not a curated record
AAUAUAUCCCACCCACUAACAGGUGCCGUGAUGAAGAGAUAAUCAGUGUUAUUCAAUUCACCUGUCAGUGCUCAUAAUGUUAUGUCUCUUUCACGGCUUAAUGUGCUUUUAAUAACACUGUUUAAUGUCAAGCAUGUCCCGCAGUUUAGCAACAGUAGACUGCAUCUUUCAACUUAUUUGUAUUACUUGAAUGUUAAGUUUGGCUUAGGGAGGAAUGAAAGUGCACCGCUGUGAAGGAAAAGAAGGUGCACGGGUCAGAAUGCAGCAGGUGCACAAUAAUCAUUUUACCUUGAUUAUCUUGUUUUCAUAAUCAUUGGAAGCUGGAAUAAAAAAAUGUAUUACGAUUAAUCACACAGCCCUACACUUAGACCUUGCCGGGCUUUUUUACAGUAAAAUACUGGCAACACUGUUGCCAGUAAUUUACUAUUGAUUAUACAGUUAUUUACUGUAAUCUAUAGUAUGUUACUGUAAAGAUACCAUGCACUAAAUUAAACUUGUGUUUACUCAUUUUAUUUGCAGAAACCAACUGCCUUAAACUGUCAGACUGCCAUUUAAAUUUACAGAUUAAUUUUUAUUAUAUGCUAAUAAUAUGAGCAUAUUAUUACUAUGAACUUAUUUCUUUAGAGUUCAAUAAAAACAUUUUAAAUAAAAAAGACUUUCACUGCAUUACCAAGUACACUCUCACUAUCUGUUAAAUAAAACAACAUGCAGCAUAUCAACAAUGUCUCUUGAUCAUCUCCUGAACUUAAGCACAGGCUCUACUCUUCAGCACAAUGGUGACACACAAAACUCAAUUUUACCGUAAACUACUGGCAACAGUGUUGCCAGUAUAUUACAGUUUUUUAACUUACCGUUUGUAACUGUUAAAAUACAUUUUGUGGGUGUGUCUUUUUAUCUUACUCCUUUAACCCUUUCAACCCCACAGGAACAUCCUUUAGUGUCCACACUACAGAGUAAAAGUAACAUUGACGCUGUGUUGCAGUGAGAUAAUUAAGUUAAUAUUUAAUUGAUGAUUGAGCAUUAAUGAUGAACUCCUGCUGUUAACAAGAACCACUGAAAAGAGGAAGAAGAACAGAAAAAAUACAAGCAGAAACUACAACUGUCUUCCAGCCAUUAAACAUUAUUACACUUAUUACUGACCAGAUUAACUUUAUUUCUACAGAAGAUCUUAUUGAGAAUUAACAGAAGUUUAGAUGUUGAUGUUUUGUUGAAAAUGUUUGGUUUGAUGAUACCAUUGAGGAGAUCAAGGUAAUGUAAAAGAGUCAAGAGCCCAAUUAAAGCAGACACUGGUCAUUACGAUUCAACGAUGAUGGUAAAUUUUUAUUGUCAAUAAAACACCAACAUCAAUAUCUGUUAAUUCUCAACAAGAUGGAUGGUCUAACGCACAAAGGUGGUGCUGAAAAGCUCUGGGAUAAGAAGCUUAAAAGUUAGGAGGUGGAUGUCGCCAAAUGUUUUCAAAUUGUUCAAGAUGAUCUGAACCCACUAUCCAUUGCUCAUUAAUGCAGGCUGCAAGUCAAAUCCCCAAACAUGUACAGUUAGGGUGGCCAUUUCCAUAACACCAAAAAGGAGGACACUUUGCGGCAUUUAGUAGGACUCUGGUGUACUCGCAACUACAAUGUACUCAUAAUAUAAUUUUGUCCAUUAUAUCGAUGGUAUCAUGAUACAGUGAUUCUGAAAAAGCCUACUCUAUUCAUUGCCGGACAAUUUGAUGUAGACCUAUGUGUGACAGAAGUGGCAAAAAAGUGUUUGUUCACAGUAUUUGUAUUUAUGUACAUUGUGAUGUCUGUUUCACAAAAGUCUUGCAAAGUGCACAGUGCCUGAAAAUUUCUGGACUUCUGGAAAUAAAUAAAUAAAUAAAAAUAAUCUGGCAGACUGGCACAGUGCUGUUACAAUAUGUACCAGUCGGAGACGGAAUACAGCAGAAGAUGGUCUUUAUUGGACACAAGCAGAGGUAACAGUGCAGUAAGGUGAGCAAAUAAUGGCAGAGAUGCAGAGUGCAAAUGGGUUUGUGAAUAAUACUGUCCUUGUAACUUGCAGGUUGAUGGAGAAGGCGAUCAGGAGGAGAUGCUGGCAGACGACACUCACACACAGCACGGGAACACAGGAGGGAGUUCAGAGACACAGGAGACAGGUAAGUAUCAACAGGAGUCCUUGAGGUAAGCAUGGAGGUAAGUUUCCUUAAUGCGAACGAGACCGGACAAAGUGACUGUGUGUGUGAGUGUCUUUUGAAGUGCUGGUGAUGAUGGUGAUGAUGAGGUGCAGGUGGCGGUGAUUAGUAUUCAGGAGAGGGUGCGCACUGUGAUUGGAUAGUGCUGGAGACUAGCGUGUCUGUGACAAGUGCCAAUAAACAUAACAUUUCUGGACUUCUGGAAAUAACAGAAAUACAUAAACAAAUAAUGAAUUUGAAAAAUAAAUAAAUGCACAUUUCAGUUCUUAACAAAGAAGUUCACCCUCUGCAGCAGCUCAGGCGACAACAGCACCGAAUCGGCAUGUUAACGUGAUGAUAUGACGUAGCCAGCACGUGGAGGCUUGUUUACGUUUUUAACCAAUGAUAUAUCAGAUAUUUAUUUGACACCGCUUUCAGACAAUCGUUUGUUUGACCAUAGAUCUUACAGCAUUAGAUGUUAUGCUGCUGCGUCUUAAUAAAGAUUCUAGAGCGUUUUUUUUUUUUUAGGCUGAUUCAGCGCAACUCCAAAAAGGAGGACAAAUGAGUGUCCGGCUGAGGCUGCACCAGACGCCGGACAGGGGGCUUAAAAUCCUGGCCAAAAUCCGGACGUAUGGCCACCCUAUGUACAGUUGUGAUUUGGGGAUAACUGUUACAUCCACGGACAUUGCAGAUAAUCCACAGAUCGGGUGGACCAAGUAAUAGAAAAUAACAUUCUAAUUAAUUAUGGGUAGGUCAGGGGUGGAUGAGAGAUAUAAAUUAUUAAUGUGUUGAUUUUGAUUAAGACAAAGAACUCUCAUUUCUCGGUAAAACGAACAUGCGUAACGUUUUUGCUUUCAUUUACAACAACUACGUAUAUAUAUCUUGAGGAAAAACAAUCAAGGAAAACAUAUGCCUCGAGCACCUCCUAGUGAUUUUUAUAUAAAACAAAGAAAAAAACCUACACGAUACUAUUGUUUAAUAAUUUACCAGCUUUAACUAAAAAUAUACACAAGCUUAACAGCAAUUAUUCUUAUAAGAGUGUUUUCCAACAUAACGAUAGAAAUAAUAAAGUAUUUAGAGAGUAGAGACAGGGAUGUUUGCUGAAGUAUUUAUUCAAAUAAACGAGAUAAUAUUACAGUCAAAGGAGCACACAAAUGCAACUUAAACAGCUUUGCAUUUACACAAAGACAAUAAACAACAAUUAACUGAUUAAAUGGAGGAGUAUAAAUGCACAUGUGAUGUUCAACUAAACAGACACAGGUGAAGAACCAAAUCAGAAAUCAGUAAAUAUGGAAGCAACUGAGAACACACUAGAACCCAUGGAAACCAAGGAAAUAUGAAGUAAACAGGAAUUCACACCAGAAAUAAAAAAAAAAACUACAAAAUGAAAGUCUCAGAACAUAAAUGAUCAAACACAGACAUGAUAAUAAGAGUGUAUGAAUAACAUUGUUGUAUUCAACUUCAAUGCACAGACUGGACCCUCCAGAAUCCAGCUGUGUGUCCUUGAAGAGUGACCGUUCAAAGGAUCCUCCACCUAAGCUUAGUCCAUCCAUGGCGGUUGCUGGUCCUUUCCAUGGGGACCUAGCAUCUUAUUCGGGGCUCCUGUGGAGGAUCGAUUGCUGCAUCGGAGGGCUGGCUUGGGUCCUCUGGGGAUGAAGAUUCGGCUGCGCUGCCCCCUUCAGGGAGAGUCGUGUUGUUCGAGUCCGACCCAGAGCUGAUUGCCAUGCUUUCCCAGGCCGCUGCGAGCAUCAGGCUGGAGUGGAACCCUCCACCGUGUCCCGAGUGCUCACGGCUGGAUUGGUUUCUUGGGGCGGAGCAUAUUGAAAAGCAGCGUCCUGCUCCAGUUCCUUUGUUCCUGGAAGUGCCGCAAGGAGGCCACAAAGUCGUGGAAGGCACCAUUUUCUGCCAGAAAUGCUCCACUUCCUGCUCUGCUCUCACUACCCUCAAUGACGGUGUGGCCAAAGGGUAUGUGAAGAUCCCCCUUGUGGAGCAUGCAUUUGUAGAGCAGUUUUGCCUCCAAAAUGCUGCUACCUGGUGAUGUCGUCUGUGUCUCCCAUCCAAGGUUGAAUAUGUGGGAACUGUAAAAUGUUUUUAAGAGCACGUUUGUGAAUCAUAAAAAAUCUUAAAUACCUGAAUCUCAAAUCAGAGGAUGGAAAACCAGGAAUCGCGAUACGGCUUAAUGUGAUUAUAAAGCUUAAAAAGACUGUGAUUUAGCUAACUACAUAAACUACAUAGACUGUGAUUUAGCUAACUACAUAACUGUGUUGUGCAUUCUACAGGCUCACAGUUUCAGAGCAGUUUGCAAUCAAUGAAUAUGCACAGCCUCUCUUUGAAGCAGUCCAGGGGAUAGAUUUUGGUGAGUUUCGUUUAAUUACCUUUUUUCCUUGCUAGACUCAAUGAAAAGUUGGGUCACUUCAAGUCAUGGACUUACUGCAAGAUGUUGGACCACGUUUGCCACCUCAAGGAGAUGGAGCUCUUGCGGGGGGAAUGGCCCACUUUCUCUGUUAAUCCUGCCUCCCAACCCUUAUGGUUACAGCCUGUUUGUUUUGAACCCUACGUUUUGUGCAGGUUCUUGUUUUCAUGGAGUUUUCUGGGAGUUGACCAUCUUUGGUCCCUGACUCUUUUAUUUCUUCUUUGCACUGGCGGAUGCUAAUGUCAGGCUCUGCUCCCCGCCUAUACCAGUAAUUUCAGGCAGCUUCAUAAAAGGAAGGGUGGGUGGAGGAGACCUUCGUGGCAGCUCCAGGGGAUACUUUGGUGGAGCCCUGGCUGGGUCUGCUUGAACCUCCAUGGUUUGUUCUAUCAGCUCCUGCUGCUGUUCUGUCAAGUUAGGAUGCCUCCAUCUUCGAGUGACCAUCAACAUGAUGAAGCCCUUAAGACAUUUAGAUCAAGUUUGAAGAAGAAGUUUCAGUGUCUAUAUGAGGGAACAGCAAAGCAGGGAAACCCAACACUGCUGAAUGAGAUCUACACCGAACUCUACAUCACAGAGAGUGAUUGUGGAGAGACCAAUAAUGAGCAUGAGGUGAGACAGAUUGAGACUCACUCCAGCAGAGCAGCAACAGAGGACACACCGAUCAAAUGCACUGACAUCUUCAGACCUUUACCUGGACAAGACAAAUCCAUCAGAACUGUGCUGACAAAGGGAGUCGCUGGCAUUGGAAAAACAGUCUCUGUGCAGAAGUUUACCCUGGACUGGGCUGAAGGGAAAGAGAAUCAGGACGUCCAACUCAUAUUUCCACUUCCUUUCAGAGAGCUCAACUUGAUGAAGGAUGAAAAACUCAAACUUUCAGAUCUUCUUCAUGUCUUUUUCCCUGAAACAAAAGAAAUGAAACCGUUCAGUGGUGAAUAUAAAGUUGUCUUUGUUUUUGAUGGUCUGGAUGAGUGUCGUCUGUCUCUGGACUUCAGUGUGAAAUUGUGUAAUAUUUCUGAAUCAGCCUCAGUGGACAUGCUGCUGACGAACCUCAUUGCGGGGAAUCUGCUUCCCUCUGCUCUCAUCUGGAUCACCUCCAGACCUGCAGCAGCUGAUCUUAUCCCGUCUGAGUGUGUCCAUCGAGUGACAGAGGUACGAGGCUUCAAUGAGCCACAGAAGGAGGAAUACUUCAGGAAGAGAAUAAGUAAAAAGAGUCUGGCUGAUAAAAUCCUCUCACACCUGAAGUGCUCAAGGAGCCUCUUCAUCAUGUGUCAUAUCCCAGUGUUCUGCUGGAUCUCAGCCACUGUUCUAGAGAAGAUGUUGAGCGCAGCAGAGAGUGGAGAGAUUCCCAAGACUCUCACUCAAAUGUACACACACUUCCUGAUCAUUCAGACCAACAUCAAACAUGAAAAGGACUAUGAGAAGAAAGUGAAGGAUGAAGACAUGAUCCUCAAACUGGGUAAACUGGCUUUCCUGCAGCUUGUGAAAGGCAACCUGAUCUUCUAUGAGGAAGACCUGAGAGAGUGUGGCAUUGAUGAGACAGAAGCAUCAGUGUAUUCAGGACUGUGCACUCAGAUCUUCAGAGAGGAGUUGGGCUUGUAUCAGGGGAAAGUCUUCUGCUUUGUUCAUCUGAGCAUUCAGGAGCAUCUAGCAGCUCUUUAUGUGCUGCUUUCAUUCCUGUUGGACAAGAGGGAUGUGCUCAAUGAAAGCCUCAGCUCAAAACAUUCACAUGAGUUCACGUGUCACACAAUAUCUGACCUGCAUCAGAGAGCCGUGGACAAGGCUCUGCAGAGUAAGAAUGGACAUCUGGACCUUUUCCUGCGGUUUAUUCUGGGUCUUUCGCUGGAGUCCAAUCAGACACUCCUGAAAACCCUUCUGGCACAUGUUAGAAACUUCUUAUACAAUGAAGAGAAAUCGAUUGAGUACAUUAAAAUGAGAAUAAGAAUGAAUUCCUCUCCAGAGAAAUCCAUCAAUCUGUUCCACUCUUUAAAUGAACUGGGUGAUGAUUCUCUUGUAAAUGAAAUCCAGGAGUGUCUUAGAUCUGGAGGUCUUUCAGGCACCAGAUUGUCCUCAACACAGUGGUCAGCCGUUGUCUUUGUUUUAUUAACCUCAGAGAAUUUGGAUGAGUUUAAGUUAAAGAAAUACAUAAGCAUCAGUCAAGGCCAAAACCACACGUCACCAGAUGAAGUACUUCAGAAGCUCUUGCCUGUAGUUGAAGCCUCCAGAUUAGCAGAGUUGUUUGAUUGUAAUAUCACAGCUGAAGGUUGCGCUGCUCUGGCUUCAGCUCUGAGAUCAAACUCACACCUCAGAGAACUGAAUCUGUCAUUGAAUAAAAUAGGAGAUGGAGGUCUGAUGCUGCUCUCUGAUGAACUGAAGGAUCCUCACUGUAAACUGGAGAAACUGACGUUGAGGGAUUGUAAUAUCACAGCUGAAGGUUGUGCUGCUCUGACUUCAGCUCUGAGAUCAAACUCACACCUCAGAGAACUGGAUCUGUCUGGAAAUAAAAUAGGAGAUAAAGGUCUGACACUGCUCUCUGAUGGACUGAAGGAUCCUCAGUGUAAACUGGAGAAACUGACGUUGUUUGAAUGUAAUAUCAUAGAUGAAGGUGUUGCUGCUCUGACUUCAGCUCUGAGAUCAAACUCACACCUCAGAGAACUGGUUCUAACUGGGAAUAAAAUAGGAGAUGAAGGUCUGAUGCUGCUCUCUGAUGGACUGAAGGAUCCACACUGUAAACUGGAGAAACUGAGGUUGGAUAAUUGUAAUAUCACAGCUGAAGGAUGUGCUGCUCUGACGUCAGCUCUGAGAUCAAACUCACACCUCAGAGAACUUGAUCUGUAUGAGAAUAAAAUUGGAGAUAAAGGUCUGAAGCUGCUCUCUGAUGGACUGAAGGAUCCUCACUGUAAACUGGAAAAACUGAUGUUGUGGUAUUGUGAUAUCACAGCUGAAAGUUGUGCUGCUCUGGCUUCAGCUCUGAGAUCAAACUCACACCUCAGAGAACUGGAUCUGACAGAGAAUAAAAUAGGAGGUCAAGGUCUGAUGCUGCUCUCUGAUGGACUGAAGGAUCCUCACUGUAAACUGGAGAUAUUGACGUUGGAUAAUUGUGAUAUUACAGCUGUAGGUUGUGCUGCUCUGGCUUCAGCUCUGAGAUCAAACAAACACCUCACAGAACUGCAUCUGUUUGGGAAUAAUCUUGGAUAUGCAAGUGUGAAGAGUCUCUUUGCUUUAAAAGAUAAUCCACAGUAUAAACUGGAGACACUGCGCUAUGAAUUAUGGUGAAUCUGGAGCCACUAUAGAGACAUCAUCAUCAACACUGAAGUCAUGGUGACCUUUACUGGACUUUACUGUAUAUAAAUGUACAUAAGUUUUUUUUUUUUGUAUAAGAUCUAAUAAAGUCUUCCUCUCAUUCAUGUAUUAGU